Miscanthus lutarioriparius is the source of this 756-nucleotide messenger RNA. NCBI's taxonomy places the organism in Eukaryota, Viridiplantae, Streptophyta, Magnoliopsida, Poales, Poaceae. The record is from the annotation of a GenBank genome assembly.
AUGGCGUGCCUCUGGACCACCACCUGCAGGGUCCACCUCGCCGCCGGCGCGGACGCCGACAGCGACCACAUGCUUAUGCCACCUGACCUGGAGACAAGCAGGCUCAGUCUUCCAUCCGCUGAGGAAGCCAGGAGCCCCUUGUCCGUGUGUUUGGGGCACCUCGCCACCUGGCUGAAGCAUAGGGGUGGCAGCUCGAUGACCGUGGCGCUCGCCGUGCUGAUGUCCAGGGCGACGAUGCACUGUUCUCUGCACAGCCAGUGGACGGUGGUGCCUCCGAGGACAAGCGGCGGGGAGCAACGGUUCGGGAGGGUGCUGAUGAAGUUGGGCGGGAGGCGGGUGUGGACGACGUGGCCCCAAUCUCCGCGCUCCGACGAGAAGAUCCUCGUCACCAAGUUCGUGCCGGCGAUGAGGAUCUGGAAUGAGCGGCCGGCGUCGCCGACGGCGAGCAAGGUUCGUGGGUACAUAGCAGAGAUGCCAGGGGAACGGACGCGGGACACGCGGACGGUAAGGGUGUUGAUGACGCGUAGCUCAGCGGAGAUGGCAUGGCGUCGGUGGAGGACGACGAGACAGCCGCGCGAGACCAUGGGCUCCUGCCAGCCCAGACAUUCGGUUUCGAAGGUGAAGGGAAGGCGUUGCUCCUGGAAGAAAGCAUCGCGAGACCAUGAGCGCUUGCAUGCAGGAAGCGCCGAGGAGGAGGUCAGGGUCGAAGCCGCCGCCACCGCCGCCGGUGGCGCGGACGAUGGUUUUGGCGUCUGA